This is a messenger RNA of Zea mays, 1573 nucleotides long. RefSeq lists its product as uncharacterized. Gene Ontology annotation, molecular function: ATP binding; kinase activity; phosphotransferase activity, alcohol group as acceptor. Lineage: Eukaryota; Viridiplantae; Streptophyta; Magnoliopsida; Poales; Poaceae. The transcript has 14 exons. Gene Ontology annotation, cellular component: cytosol; cytoplasm. Gene Ontology annotation, biological process: galactose metabolic process. Bases 107 to 1426 code for a protein of 439 amino acids. The record is from RefSeq and is marked validated.
AACCGCGCCGCUCUCUCUCUCUCUCUCGCACGAGCCGCGCCGGCGCCGCCACCACGCGCGCGGGAGACAGAGACCACAGCCGCAGCCACCGGCGGGCGGAAUAGGAAUGGUGGCGCCGGGGGGAGGAGCAGGAGGAGGUCCGUCGCGGUGGCCGGCGGCGGAGGAGCUUGACACUGUACGGAAGAAGGUGGUGGAGAUUAGUGGAAGGGAUGAACAAGAGGUUAUGGUUGCUGCUUGCCCCUACAGAAUUUGCCCUUUGGGGGCUCAUAUUGAUCAUCAGGGUGGAGUAGUCACAGCUAUGACCAUAAAUUAUGGAGUACUCCUUGGUUUCGUUCCCUCUAAUGGUUCUGAGGUUUUACUUCAUUCUGGUCAGUUUGAAGGUGCUAUAAGAUUCAGAGUUGAUGACUUGCAAAAGCCUAUUGAUAAACCUGAGAACAUAAACUGGGGAAGUUAUGCAAAAGGUGCUGUUAGUGCACUGCAGAAUAGUGGAUAUGAUCUAAGGAAGGGUAUCAUAGGAUAUAUUUCUGGUGUGAAAGGUCUUGAUAGUUCAGGGCUCAGUUCUUCUGCGGCGGUUGGCAUCGCCUACUUGCUGGCUUUAGAACAUGUAAAUGAUCUGGUUAUAUCACCAGUAGAUAACAUUCAGUUAGACAAGUACAUUGAAAAUAAAUACUUGGGUCUCGAAAAUGGCAUUCUAGAUCCAUCUGCCAUUUUGCUUUCACGGUAUGGCUAUCUCACCUUCAUGGACUGCAAGACUGCUUCACCUUCCUACGUCUGCUUCUCGGAGCUGAAUAAAAGCCAACAGCCUCAGGGACAGCUACCAUUCAAGAUUUUGUUGGCAUUUUCAGGACUCCAACAUAAUCUGCCAAAGAAGCGUGGAUAUAAUACACGAGUUUCUGAGUGCAAAGAGGCUGCCCGUGCUCUUUUGCAUGCUUCAGGCUGUGAAGAUACACCAAAUAUACUUUGCAAUGUUGACCCAGUUGUAUAUGAGACCCAGAAGUGUGUAUUGGAAGAAAAUCUUUCCAGGAGAGCUGAACACUACUUUUUUGAAAUGAAGCGGGUUACAAAGGGCAGGGAUGCAUGGGCUCAUGGGAACCUACAAGAACUUGGACAGCUGAUCUCUGAAUCUGGUCGCAGCUCCAUACUCAACUACGAAUGUGGGAGCAAAGAGAUGAUCCAGCUGUACGAGAUCCUGCUGAAGGCCCCCGGCGCCCUCGGCGCCCGGUUCAGCGGCGCCGGCUUCAGGGGCUGCUGCCUGGCCAUCGUGGAGAGCGACCGCGCGGAGGAUGCGGCUGCAUACGUCCGUGCCGAGUACGAAAAGGCCCAGCCCGAGCUGGUCUCCAGGAUCCCCGCGGAUCGCCGUGUUCUGGUCUGCGAGCCCGGGGACUCCGCGCGCGUCAUAUUGCCUGAUCCUCACCUGAGCUCCUGAUGCCAUUUCGUGGCCCGGACAGACGGAAUGAUGACUCUACUAGUCCAUUCGCUGCGUUUGGAUUCGUUUUUAGUUAAGCCCCUUUUGAGCAUCGGAUAUUUUCCUUUCCUUUAUUGUUUCUAAUAAAAAUAAAUUAAUUUCUGUAAA